Schistosoma bovis is the source of this 402-nucleotide messenger RNA. Lineage: Eukaryota; Metazoa; Platyhelminthes; Trematoda; Strigeidida; Schistosomatidae. The record is from the annotation of a GenBank genome assembly.
AUGUUGAUCAGUCAUGCAUGGGUCAUACGUAUUAUUAAGAAAUCUCAAUCAUCUCGUCAUAGUGAUUCAUCACAAAAUGUGGAGUCUAGUUUGCAAAUUAAGCGUACAGUGAUUCAGUUAGUGAUUACAACAGCAAUAAUGUCAUGUCAACAAGCUAUAUUACACUCGUUUGAAUGCAUAAGUCAAAUAUUAAUCAUAUGUGAAGUUGUGGUUUACACUUAUGGUACUCCGAUUGAACAAAUGGGUACAAUACUUAUAUUGUUUGGAUGUUCUUCUAAUCCAUGUAUUCUUAUCUUCAGCACAAGUACACUGAGAAGAUAUUUAUUGUCACUAAUCAAAGGUAAGAAACAAAAAAUGUCCAGUAUUGAAACAUACGGGCAAACAGAAUAUAAUCAGCACUAA